This is a messenger RNA of Anopheles maculipalpis, 1945 nucleotides long. RefSeq names its product rab GTPase-binding effector protein 1 (gene Rbpn-5). Gene Ontology annotation, cellular component: intracellular membrane-bounded organelle. Bases 1 to 1932 code for a protein of 643 amino acids. The transcript has 4 exons. The record is from RefSeq and is a predicted model, not a curated record. Gene Ontology annotation, molecular function: GTPase activator activity; metal ion binding; growth factor activity. Gene Ontology annotation, biological process: endocytosis. NCBI's taxonomy places the organism in Eukaryota, Metazoa, Arthropoda, Insecta, Diptera, Culicidae.
AUGGAAGGUGAAAAGAAAAAUACCGAACCAGCGUCCGGUGCCGCGACCGACGAUGUGGAUUACGUACCGGAAAACCCGUCCCAAACUGCUCAGAAGGAAUUGCUGCGAAUGAGGGAAGAAUUCAACCAACAGCGGGCCCGAAUGAAGGAGCUGUACCUUGCCAAAGAAAAUGAGUGCAAACGACUUGCAGCCGAAUCGGCUAACGCACGGAAAGAGCUCGAGGAAGCUAAAGCACAGCUGAUGAUAAUGGAGUACAGCAGGGAAAAGGAUGCGGAAGAGCAGCGCAACCAGGUGGAGGAUGAAAACCGCACCCUAAAGCAGCUGGUAAAUGAAACGCUCGACGAAUCGUCCCUGAUGCGCGAAUCGGUACAGCAGCUGAAGGAUGAAAAUGGCCGGCUUGCGGAGGAGAUACGGCAGCUAAAGGAAGAGCUUGCGGAUAGUAACCAGGUGUCACCGAGCCUUGCAAAAACCGUGCAGCAGGCGAAGAAAAUAAUACUCAAGCUCGGUGCAGCCGAUUCUAGCAGCUGCGACAACCUGGAAGAUUCAAUGCGGAAGGUAAAGAAAUAUGCACAGGAAGAUGCGGAAGUGUUACGUUCGCUGGUAGUACCGCUGGAAGAGGAGAUCAAAUCACUGAAAGAAAAGCUAAGGCUUGCGUACGAAGAAAUCGAAACCUUUACUACGGUCCGCGACCAGCACCGGGAUGGAACGCAGGCGUCGGCUUUGAUCGGUAUGCUGAAUGGACCGGCUGGUCCGGUGCAGGAACCUCCCAUGGUCGAACCGAAACCUCCCCAGCCCUGUGAACAGUGUGCCACCUACGAAGCGAACCUGGCACGUCAGCAGGAGGACGAAAAGAAGCGUACGAUUGCGUGGGAAAAAAGCUUGGAGCGCUUGAAAGAGCAAGUAACGAAGGAGGCGGCCCUGCGUGCCGAUCUCGAGGUGCAAUGGCACAGGAAGCGCGAGGAGCAUAAGAACGAGGUGCAGAAGCUUACCGAAUGGUCCACCGAUACAGAGCAAGCGCUCGAAAAGCUGCGACGCGACUACAGCCAGCUAAAGCUAGCACUGCGGGACGAAAUGCAAAAGUUAACCCAGGAACGCGAACACAUUUGCUACAAACUGAACAGCCUGCAGCAGGAUAACGAUUUCCUGUCCGGCAAAUAUAUUGCCAGCUCGGACGCACUGAAAGACCAAGAGAUAAACUUUCCGCAAAGCAUUGAGGAGCUGCAGGAGCUCGUACUGACGCUGCAUGAAAAUUUAAUUGUCACCAAAGCCGGCUGUGAAUUUGCGGAACGGAAAGCACGUAGCAUGCAGGACGAGGUGGCACUCCUACAGGAGCAGCAGCGAUGCCGUGACCGGGAAGUUAAAAAAGCUGAGCAACAUUUCAUUCAAAAGCAGCACGCACUGAUGGAGCAACUGCGCAAACAGGAGCACGACUUUAACCUGCUCGUCAGCGUCCGGGAGGAGCUGGAGCGGACUGACGUGGAGCAGCAGAAGCAAAACUCGGAUCUGCGGAUGCAGAUCAUCGAGCUGCAGGCGUGCAACGAACGGCUCGACCGGCAGAACAAUGAUUUACGGAGUAAGAUGAUGGUACUGCAGGAAGAUUUGGCGAACAACGAGGCAGUGCAGAAGGAUUUCGUCAAGCUGUCGCAAUCGCUGCAGAUGCAGCUAGAGAAGAUCCGUUCGGCGGACACGCAGGUACGCUGGCAGGACGACGACGAUGUGGAUCAGUGUCCGAACUGUAAAAAAGAGUUUACCGUAACGCGUCGCAAACAACACUGUCGGCACUGUGGCACCAUCUACUGUCAGCCAUGCUUAUCGAAAUCGGUCCCAUCUGGACCGAAUCGAAAACCGGCUCGGGUGUGCGACGUUUGCCAUACGCUGUUGGUGCAAGAUACGGCACCAUACUUUAGUCGGGAACCACCACAGUCACCUUAAGACGGCUCGUAGG